AUGGACUGGACUAGAGGCCGAACCAUUGGACGGGGCUCCACUUCCACCGUCUCCAUUGCUAAGCUGCAUCAGUCAGGUCAGGCUAUUGCUGUCAAGUCAGCCGAGCUCUCACGAUCGGAGUUCCUGCAGAAGGAGCAGAGCAUUCUUUCUGCAUUAAUUUGCCCUCAAAUUAUUGCAUACAAAGGAUUUAACAUUACAGAAGAAAAUGGUAAGCUUAUGUAUAAUAUUUUCUUGGAAUACGCAUCUGGUGGUACGCUUCUUGAUGCAAUUCGCAAGCAUGGAGGCUGGCUCGACGAGUCCAUCAUUAGAUCAUACACUAGACAGAUUCUUCUGGGGCUUCGCCACCUUCAUUCUAAUGGGAUACUACAUCGUGAUAUUAAGGCUCAAAAUAUAUUAAUCACCAGCGAUGGGGCAAAAAUUGCUGACUUGGGUUGCGCUAGGAGGGUCGAUGAGGUGGCUGCAUUUGCCGGCACUCCUGUCUACAUGGCACCUGAGGUGGCUCGUGGCGAACACCAGGGCUUCCCUGCUGAUAUCUGGGCUCUUGGCUCUACUGUUGUUGAGAUGGCUACCGGGAGAGCUCCAUGGACCAAUAUUUCAGACCCUGUUUCUGCUCUCUACCGAAUUGGGUUUUCAGAUAAUGUGCCGGAAAUUCCGAGCUUUAUGUCUAAACAAGCCAAAGAUUUUCUGAGCAAGUGCUUGAAGAGAGAUCCAAUGGAGAGGUGGUCAGCUAGUGAACUACUUGAACAUGAUUUUAUUACAGAGGAGCCGAGCUCUGUUUUGAAGGACACUGAUGUAGACACCCCAACAAGUGUACUGGAGCAAGGAUUAUGGGACUCGAAGGAACAUUUAGAAGCAACUUGGAAGCCGACAUCGACCCAUAAAAGCUGUUGCCACUCUCCGAUAGAAAGGAUCCGGCAACUGGCGGCCCAAGGCAAUGGAAACAUGCCUAACUGGGCAUGGGAUGAAAGUUGGGUCACCGUGAGAAGCAAAGACAGCGCCAAAGAAACGUUUGCUAGCUCCGAGGAUGGUGUCAGUGGGGAACAUAAUUUGAAUAAUGUUAUUCCUAGUGAGUCCAUAAGCUUUGGUGGGAUACGCGCAUUCAUGUGCUUUGGCCAAUGUACUAACCAUAAGCAAUUGUCCAUGUCUUGCAUUUGCAGAGAAGACGAUUUCUGUGAAAGUUGUAAUUUUGAAAAGGAAAUAUCAUAUUCUCUUUUUCUACGUUCCAAUUCUUGCUUAGAAUUUUGCCCCAUCUUCUCUUUGAAAAAUUAUAUUACAUAACUAUUAAUUUUACAUAAAACGAAAUGUAAAUACAAGUGAAUCUUGCAAAUAUAA
Molecule: messenger RNA, 1332 nt
Organism: Manihot esculenta (cassava)
Lineage: Eukaryota; Viridiplantae; Streptophyta; Magnoliopsida; Malpighiales; Euphorbiaceae
Product: mitogen-activated protein kinase kinase kinase 18
Exons: 1
Coding region: 1-1278 (425 amino acids)
Biological process (GO): protein phosphorylation
Molecular function (GO): protein kinase activity; ATP binding
Source: RefSeq, a predicted model, not a curated record